Mastomys coucha (southern multimammate mouse) is the source of this 3381-nucleotide messenger RNA. Its product is annotated as signal transducer and activator of transcription 5A. Gene Ontology annotation, molecular function: RNA polymerase II cis-regulatory region sequence-specific DNA binding; DNA-binding transcription factor activity, RNA polymerase II-specific. The record is from RefSeq and is a predicted model, not a curated record. Bases 263 to 2224 code for a protein of 653 amino acids. The transcript is spliced from 17 exons. Gene Ontology annotation, biological process: cell surface receptor signaling pathway via JAK-STAT; regulation of cell population proliferation; growth hormone receptor signaling pathway via JAK-STAT. NCBI's taxonomy places the organism in Eukaryota, Metazoa, Chordata, Mammalia, Rodentia, Muridae.
CUUGUAAGCGGGGCACCCUGGCGCACUCACCGGGGAGCCGGUGAUCGAGGGCGGAGGCAGCUGGGAGGGGUGCUGGCGCGAGCUCGCGCGCUGUGUAUGGUCUAUCGGAGGCAGCUGACCUUUGAGGAGGAAAUCGCUGCUCUCUGCUCCUUCCUGUAGUAACAGCCUCCACCGCCGCCGCCGUCAAGAGCCGUCAGGAGCCGUCAGAAGCCCCAGCCCGGAGCGACAGCCGCGGGCGCUCCGUAGCACCAGGUAAACAGCCAUGGCGGGCUGGAUUCAGGCCCAGCAGCUGCAGGGAGAUGCACUGCGCCAGAUGCAAGUAUUGUAUGGGCAGCAUUUCCCCAUCGAGGUCCGGCACUACCUGGCCCAGUGGAUCGAGAGCCAGCCAUGGGAUGCUAUUGACUUGGACAAUCCCCAGGACCGAGGCCAGGCCACCCAGCUCCUGGAGGGCCUGGUACAGGAGCUGCAGAAGAAGGCAGAACACCAGGUUGGGGAAGAUGGGUUUUUGCUGAAGAUCAAGCUAGGGCAUUAUGCCACCCAGCUCCAGAACACUUACGACCGCUGUCCCAUGGAGCUGGUUCGCUGUAUCCGUCACAUUCUGUACAAUGAACAGAGGCUAGUUCGUGAAGCCAACAACUGCAGCUCCCCUGCUGGUGUCCUGGUUGAUGCCAUGUCCCAGAAGCACCUUCAGAUCAACCAAACGUUUGAGGAGCUGCGCCUGAUCACCCAGGACACGGAGAACGAGCUGAAGAAGCUGCAGCAGACCCAAGAGUACUUCAUCAUCCAGUACCAGGAGAGCCUGAGGAUCCAAGCUCAGUUUGCCCAGCUGGCCCAGCUGAACCCCCAGGAGCGCAUGAGCAGGGAGACUGCCCUCCAGCAGAAGCAAGCGGCCACCGUGCGCCUGCUGGUGGGUGGGAAGCUGAAUGUGCACAUGAACCCCCCGCAGGUGAAGGCAACCAUCAUCAGUGAGCAGCAGGCCAAGUCCCUGCUCAAGAAUGAGAACACCCGCAAUGAGUGCAGCGGCGAGAUCCUGAACAACUGCUGUGUCAUGGAGUACCACCAGGCCACGGGCACCCUCAGCGCCCACUUCAGAAACAUGUCCCUGAAAAGAAUCAAGCGUGCUGAUAGGCGUGGCGCAGAGUCCGUGACGGAGGAGAAGUUCACAGUCCUGUUUGAGUCUCAGUUCAGCGUUGGCAGCAAUGAGCUGGUGUUCCAGGUGAAGACCCUGUCCCUCCCUGUGGUCGUCAUCGUCCAUGGCAGCCAGGACCACAAUGCUACUGCCACCGUGCUGUGGGACAAUGCCUUUGCUGAGCCGGGCAGAGUGCCAUUUGCCGUGCCUGACAAGGUGCUGUGGCCGCAGCUGUGUGAGGCGCUCAACAUGAAAUUCAAGGCUGAAGUACAGAGCAGCCGGGGCUUGACCAAGGAGAACCUCGUGUUCCUGGCCCAGAAACUGUUCAACAUCAGCAGCAACCACCUCGAGGACUACAACAGCAUGUCCGUGUCCUGGGCCCAGUUCAACCGGGAGAACUUGCCCGGCUGGAACUACACCUUCUGGCAGUGGUUCGACGGGGUGAUGGAGGUGCUGAAGAAGCAUCAUAAGCCCCAUUGGAAUGAUGGGGCCAUCCUAGGCUUUGUGAACAAACAACAGGCCCACGACCUGCUCAUCAACAAGCCCGAUGGGACCUUUCUAUUGCGCUUCAGCGACUCGGAAAUCGGGGGCAUCACCAUUGCUUGGAAGUUUGACUCUCCGGACCGAAACCUCUGGAAUCUGAAGCCUUUCACCACGCGGGACUUCUCCAUUAGGUCCCUGGCCGACCGGCUGGGGGACCUGAACUACCUCAUCUAUGUGUUUCCAGACCGACCCAAGGAUGAGGUCUUUGCCAAGUACUACACUCCUGUACUUGCAAAAGCAGUUGACGGAUACGUGAAGCCACAGAUCAAGCAAGUGGUCCCCGAGUUUGUCAAUGCGUCCGCAGACGCUGGAGCCAGCGCCACCUAUAUGGACCAGGCUCCUUCCCCAGUAGUGUGCCCUCAGGCUCACUACAACAUGUACCCACCGAACCCUGACCCUGUUCUUGACCAAGAUGGUGAAUUUGACCUGGAUGAGACCAUGGAUGUUGCCAGGCAUGUGGAGGAACUUUUACGCCGGCCCAUGGACAGUCUCGACCCCCACCUCUCCCCACCUGCUGGCCUCUUCACCUCUGCCAGAAGUUCCCUGUCCUGAAUGCUGGACUCCAUGCUUCUCUUGGAAAACCACCUUCAAUGUGAAGAGCCCAUGUCAGUUGUAGUAUCUCUGUUCAUACCAAUGGCUUUGCACAUUCACAGUGCCACCUUGCCCACACAGUUCUGGGCCUGUGGCUAAAGUAGUGGUGACCUUUUUGUUCAGACCUCAAGGCCCCCCCCCCACCCCCCGGGGCCUCUCUUAUAAGAGCUGAACCUAUCAUUGCUGACAAACAAACCUAUUUCUCCAGUGUCCUUUAUCUGUCCAAUGGCCAUUUAAGUGAAAUAAUUCUAGAAAAGGAAGGGAGGCAGGUUUAGGCAACUAAGUUAAGAGUUUUACUCCCGAGCUAGAAGCUUCACCUAGACUAGUGUGCACCUGUCCUUGCACAUGUGGUAGCCUAACUGAUGCACCCCUCUAAAGGGAGAUUGGGGUUCAUCUUAGUAACUAACCUUUUAUACUUCAGUGCAUACAGGCUGCGGACUUUGUGAAUGCUUGGUGUGCUUUUCCCUUGUACACAGCAGAGGGCUGCUGAAGCUGAGUGUCAGUUUUCAUGCCAGGGUGUCCAUGGGAUUCAAGUCUCAUGGGCCGUGUCCACAUUCCCCCCAUCUCUCUUCCCCAUUCUAUAUCCUCACCUUCCAAAUGGAUUUAUCCUUCUUGCUUUUUUGUUUUGUUUUGUUUUGUUUUUGAGACAGGGUCUCUCCAUAUAUCCCAGGCUGUCCAUGAAUGAUCCUCCUGCCUCAGUUUCUGGAGUGCUAGGAUUACAGGCAUGCAUGACCGCACCUGGCCUCAGCCUUACUUCCUUUCCUGUUUGCAACCUUGCUUAUCAUCAGAAAGGAGGGGAAUACUGGGUGUCUGGGAGGAGGAGACCUGGGUUGAAAAACCUGUGCAAGCGCUCCGUCUGGCCCACUCUGCCGAGAGGUGGGACCUGGCAUGGGCCCUGCACUGCUAGUGGAUUAUGGCCCAAGAAAGCCUUGCAACAGCUCUUCCCUUGGAGGCUGUGACAGAGCGGCCUGGACUAGCUGACUAGGAGUCCUGGCUUCCAACCUUUUUGAAGGAAGUGGAGGGUGCACAGAGGGAUGCUUUUUAUAUUUUGUACAUAAAACUCACAUUUAUGUAAACAGUGUUUUGGAAUAAAGUUUUUGUUGGUUUGUUUUUGCAAA